AUUCGUUCCACCUACAUAUAAAAUGCUCAGCUAUUUACCUUGAUCCCCCGCGAAUCCAGGAGUCUCACUUGCGCCCUCUGUGCAUUUUACACAGUCACACACUGUCUUCGCUCUGAGAUCCUCCCCGAACUAUGUUCUGGUCCUCUAGCAAAGGCAAGACCCGAGCGCGGGUUUCGGCACCCAGAAUGCCCUGCGAACUGGAACGGUACAUUGUCGAGAUGUAUGCACUCGAAUGCGCCGGCCCGGAGCGGAUCCUACAGCUACUUCCCGUUUGCCAUCGGGUGCGAGUCUGGCUCGAGCCGGCACUCUACCGCACACUCAUAUUCAACGACGGAUGCGAUGAGCAGAGACUCCCCACCUGCGAGAUAAAUGCGAUCAAGCGUCUGUCUUCUGCCUAUCCAGGCGCCCUCCAGAACAUUGUAAAGAAUAUCAUGCUGAUCGGAGAAAGGCGGGAUACUGUGGAGUACGUGCUGAGGAGUUGCAAUGGGGCCGAGAAUGUGUUCCUCGCUGGAUGCGCCACUCGUGGGCUUGAUCUUUCGCUAAUUUCGCCGUCCCUCCGACAUUUGCAUUGUACUGUGGAGACCUUAGAACUGCUCAAUUGGAAACCUGAAGGGUUCACUUUCCCGGCUCUCACUCAUCUCGAGCUCUUCAACGUCGACGACCAUUCCCACAGACGCGUACCUCAAGCUCUUCUUCAUCUGCUGGGACGAAAGCACUUUCCAUAUCUGGCACAUCUGGCGAUAAGCGCAACAUCUGUAAUCCGCUACCUGCCGGAGGUUAUUCCGCACUUGCAAAACCUGGAGAGCGUCAUCAUCGUGAGCGCUUACCGCAUUGUCUCUUCGAGCCCUCUUCCAGAGAGCGACCGCCGAAUACUAAUGGAGGACCAGAGACUAGUUCUGGUCUCUGUUCCGGAUUAUAUCGAAGACUGGCAAGAUGGGGUGUUGAGUGCCAACGACUUCUGGGCAAGGGCAGCACGGAGAAUCGCAAACCGAUUCUCUGGCGCAGUUGAUGCCAGUCGCUAUGCCGUGAAUUUCAACGAUACGGAUUGAUGUGAUUCUCACGCAUGAAACGAUAAUGUACACUAUUUCUCUGUAGAAUCUUCCGGCCAUAUCGCAUGUGGUUUCAUCAAAGCUAUUCCGGGGGAAGAUAUACUGGGAUUCCUCUGGCGCUGCUGUACAUGGAACUCCACUUUUCACAGCUCUGUAUCUUGUUGUCCUUACAUUUACCUGGAUUCCGGAGAUUCUUGCCCGGGCAUCUCAAGUAUCCAAAGUGAAAUCCUACGCGCGUUUUUCCCAGAUGUAGGUACCGUAAAGGAAGUCCUGAUAAGUUGAU
Messenger RNA from Mycena citricolor, 1332 nucleotides. The record is from the annotation of a GenBank genome assembly. Lineage: Eukaryota; Fungi; Basidiomycota; Agaricomycetes; Agaricales; Mycenaceae.